AGCCGCUGCUCAUAAAUACCACAUGGCCGACCCAUGGCAGAACCCGAAGCAUCGUGCUGUGCUUCGGUUUGGCUAUCCUCCCACCACUUGUGACGCUCCAACCCCUUGUGUCUUCAUCCAGUCGAGGAGGGCUGCACCCCAACUCGGCUCUCCCUUCUCGCGUGACAAGUAACAGCCGCAGCCAUGGGCUCGUCCAACACCUUCAGGCUUGGCGGCCGCGACUGGCCCAAGGUGACGUGGUGGAAGAUGAAGGGGAUGCGAUUCGUCUACCUCACGCUCUGGGCCGCCAUGAUCACGUCGGCCACCAACGGCUACGACGGCUCUCUCAUGAACGGCCUGGAGGCCAUCCCGUCGUGGAACGAGUCCUACAACUUCCCCAGCCCGCCCAUCCUCGGCCUGCUCGCCGCCGCCAUGUCCAUCGGGAGCAUGCUCUCCAUCCCCGUGGUCCCCUACGUCGCCGACAUCCUCGGCCGCCGCUUCGGCAUCAUCCUCGGUUGCGUCACCAUGCUCUUCGGCGUCGCCAUGGUGUCCAUCGGCUACCGCAUUGCCCUCUUCGUCGUCGGCCGCAUCAUCCUCGGCUUCGGCCUGGGCAUUGCCCAAGAAUGCUCUCCGCUGCUUGUUUCCGAGCUCGUCCACCCCCAGCACCGUGCCCAGUACUCGACCAUCUACAACUCGCUGUGGUACGUCGGUUCGCUGAUCGGCGCCGGCGUCUCGUACGGCACUGUCCACAUCGAGGGCAGCGACUGGGCCUGGCGGGUCCCUUGUCUGCUGCAGGGCAUCCCUUCCGUUUGCCAGCUGAUCUUUAUCUGGCUGGUCCCCGAGUCCCCUCGCUGGCUCAUCUCCAAGGGCAAGCUCGAGAAGGCCAAGAAGAUCCUGGCGUACGUCCACGCGCAGGGCGACGAGGACGACGAGCUGGUCAACGUCGAGUUUGAAGAAAUCCAGCAGACCAUCGCGCUCGAGAAGGAGUACGAGAAGUCGGGCUGGUCCGAGCUGUGGUCCACCCCGGGCAACCGCCACCGGUCCAUCAUCCUGAUCUCCAUCGGCUUCUUCUCCCAGUGGUCGUCCAACGGCCUCAUCUCGUACUUCCUCCCCAAGGUCUUCGAGCUCAUCGGCAUCACGAACGGCACGACCCAGCUGCAGAUCAACUUCAUCCUCCAGGCGGUCAACGUCAUCUCCGCCACCGGCAUCGCCUUCUUCGUCGACUACUUUGGCCGCCGCCCGCUCUUCCUGACGUCCACCAUCGGCAUGCUGAUCUGCGUCGUGGCCAUGACGAUCAGCCUGGCCACGUACGGCGAAGACAACCACCCGGCCGGCAACACCUUCCUCGUCUUCAUGUUCUUCUUCUACAUCAUGUACAACAUCGGCUUCAGCGGCAUGCUGGUCUCGUACUCGUGCGAGAUCCUGCCGUACCGCCUGCGCGCCAAGGGCCUCACCCUCAUGUUCUUCUGCGUCGACCUCAGCCUGUGGUUCAACCAGUACGUCAACGACAUCGCGCUCAACGCCAUCAGCUGGAAGUACUACCUAGUGUACUGCGUCUGGGUCGCCUUCGAGGUCUUCGUCGUCUGGAAGUUCUACAUCGAGACCAAGGGCACGCCCCUGGAGGAGAUUGUGCGCUACUUCGACGGCGACACCGCCAUCCUGGGCGGCCAGGCUGCCACCGAGAAGGGCCGUAUCCUGGCCGCUCAGGUCGAGGAGGCCGAGUCCAAGACUGUUACGGCCUAAACGGCUCAGGCUCGUGCUUAACUCUGUCGGCCGGUUUUGCGUUGCUGAGGUUUGCUUAGUUUGUCGGUGUCUGUGAGGCCCGCUCUCUAAGCGAGGUAGCGGCCCUUCACGACCAAGCUCGUAAUAUGAUAAUACAUCAGCAUGUUUGGACGGCCCCCUGGCAGGUUUGUGUGAGCCGGUAGGCGAGCCUCCCGUCAGCAGAUGAUUGUGCAGUUGAUUCUCGCCAAUCCUCUUGCCCCCUUGUGUAACGAGGGCCUCAAAGAGGGUGUGU
Messenger RNA from Thermothielavioides terrestris NRRL 8126, 1993 nucleotides. RefSeq lists its product as uncharacterized. Gene Ontology annotation, molecular function: carbohydrate:proton symporter activity. The record is from RefSeq and is a predicted model, not a curated record. Lineage: Eukaryota; Fungi; Ascomycota; Sordariomycetes; Sordariales; Chaetomiaceae. Gene Ontology annotation, biological process: transmembrane transport; carbohydrate transport. Gene Ontology annotation, cellular component: membrane. Bases 184 to 1722 code for a protein of 512 amino acids. The transcript has 2 exons.